AUCGCUUAAAUACCGUGAUACAUGAUUUGGCAUGGCCUAUUGUUCAAUUAUCUGACAUUGGUUUGCUUGUGAAAACUAUUUAAAACAUAUUGUAUCAUUUAAUAUACAGCAAUCCUCUAGAUCUACGCCUGCGCAACCAUGUAACAGACCAUUGAACACAAUAUUGAGUUAUGGCCAUUCAUUCAUUCAUUCUACAAGAAAACGUAGGGCCGCGAGAAUCAUAUACCCGCCUUGGCCCUCCUCUCGACUACCAGAUUAGCAUUAAAAAAUUGGGCUGUUAGUUUCUGAGAAUAACACGAGCCGAUUAUCUUUAUGAAUGUAACUGCCGGUUGACUCACGCUGUUUCUUUGAAAUAUGAUUGCUUUCGAACCAAACCUCAGCGUGCAUGGACUGGGCAUACCUCGUAUAACCAUACAGGUAUGAGAAACUGGAUAAAUGACAAGGAAGAUGGGGAGACAACUCCGUUUCAUCGGCUGUCCUACCUUGUAACUUUCUUUGGAUGCAACUUAUGACCAGAGAUAUCUGUUUUGACGAAAUAGCAAGAUAGAAGAAUUACACAAUUCCAGAGCUCCAGACAAGCUGCGCAUAUCCAUAGGUUAAUGCUUCUUGAGGAAAAAUGAGCCAGGAAAUAGAACCGCUGAAGUCUUUAGAAGCUGUGUUGUCAUGGCAGCCAUCAUCAACAACUGAGCUGGCCAGGAGCAGCAUUGAGCUUUCCCGCUCCUUCAGUAGACGUGGGGAUGCCCCCAAGACACUGGUGUGCCAUGACAUGAAAGGGGGGUACCGCAAUGACAGGUUUGUUGCAGGCUGUGAUGAGGAUGGAUACCGGUUCUACCACUGGCAGUAUUUGGACAUGUUUGUAUACUUCAGCCAUAACCUGGUGACCAUCCCGCCUCCAUGCUGGACUAACGCAGCUCACACACAUGGAGUCCAAGUACUGGGGACAUUUAUCACUGAAUGGAAUGAUGGGAAGAAGAUAUGUUCGGAAUUCCUUCAAUCGUCACGUGACUACCGCGGCUUGGCCAACAAGAUGGUGGAGAUAAUGAAGUACUAUGGCUUCGAUGGAUGGCUGAUCAACAUAGAGAAUGUCAUUGAGGAGGAUAAAGUGAGCCAUCUCAGGGAGUUUGUCGCCUAUUUGACACAGAGAUGUCACUCGGAGGUCAUGGGGUCAAAGGUCAUCUGGUAUGACAGUGUCACAAGGUCAGGUGAACUGAAAUGGCAGGAUCAGCUGAAUGAGGAAAACAAGAUGUUCUUCGAUGCAUGUGAUGGUAUUUUUCUCAACUACAACUGGGAUGAGUCAAAGCUACAGAACAGCUACAACAUGGCUGACAGCAAGCGUGUCCAUGAUGUGUUUGUGGGUGUGGACGUGUUUGGGCGUGGCUGCCCUGGGGGUGGAGGAUACAACUCCUGCGAGGCAAUGAUGAAGAUUCGUCAAGCCAACUUAUCUGCAGCAAUCUUUGCUCAAGGGUGGGUGUACGAGACACAGGGUGUGGAAAACUUUACAAGGAACGAAGACAGGUUCUGGCAGCUGUUGCAUGACUACUGUUCCACCCCGACCUUCACCAGUCCCCUUCUGUGUACAUCCUUCUGCCAAGGUGAAGGACAAAAAUACUUCUGUAAAGGGAAGGUUGUGAAAGACCAUCCAUGGUACAACUUGAGUCUGCAGCAGCUGCAGCCAACCUUCAACUUGCAAGGUCAGAGGUCAGAUGUCAAGAGCUUAGAGUUUACAGCGAGUGAUGGGUACUUGGGGGGCGGCUGUCUGCUCCUGCGGGGCAAGGUGGAGAAGGAAGCGCUGUGGUUCAAUUUGUUCCAGCUUGAUGCCCCAGUCUCUACAGCGCUGUAUGUCUCCAUCACCAGCAAGUGGGAACCGGACAACAUCCAGCCUAUUCUCAAGUUGACUCUGUCCAAGGGAGACAACUCUCGUGUCCUGUAUCUGGAGGAGGAAGAGGGUGGGGAAGCAGGGAGGAAGCAACUGAAGACCAAAGACGUAUACGUCCGUGUGAAGACCAAUAUCGAGAAAGUGUCAAUAAGACCCCAUGAAGAAGACACUAGAGUUUACAACUCGCAGAACAUGAAUAAAUGGAAGACAAGGUGUUUCAGGGUGGAGGAGACUCAGGUGUGUGGAUGGACGCUACAGGCGGUCAGUGUGGGGAUAUCAGCCCGGGACAAGGAGCUGAACUCUGUCUGUCUUUAUUUAGGACAGAUCCAGAUUCUCACUAAGCCUCCAUCAAAUCCUUCAUCGGGUGUACAAAAACUUACAUGCUCACAUCUCAACCAAGAGGAAGAUGAUUCAGGGGGAGAUCACUCCUACAGCUUACAGUGGCAGGAUGCUGGGUGCAGCUACCAUGUGCAGUAUUACAAUGUGUACCAGAUGGCAGCGGACACUGUACUGGUGGGGCAGAGUCUCCCCCCCAGUUGUGUCCUCUCCCUCAGCCGCAGCCAUGAUAGUGAGCUGUGUGUGCAGACUGUCAUGACAGAUGGCUCCGUUGUACCCCUGACAGACUGCCCUUCCUGCAGCCUUCCAUGCUGAAUGUGUGUGUUGUGUUUUGAAGAAGUAUGUUGAGAAGAAAAGGCUGAUCAUGUCGGAUUUGGAGUAAAAUGUCAUUAGGACAUUUCCAUUUUUUUAAUUCCUGAUAGAACAUUCUUCCUUAUCAUCACUACUUUAGCUCACAGCAAACAAGACUGGUCAAAGGUUAAACCAUCCAUUAGAUUGAUUUGUUGGAAUAUUAUGUAUGGACAAAGCUGAAACUUUAGGACGUCUAGCACCAUACUAGCACUCAGUAGCAUUGAAGUAAAAAAACAACUUUUUUUAAAGACUAACCAUGUGAUUCACAUGAAUUAAUAGCAGUUAAUGAAAAGUGAACAUUAUUUUUAUCAUUGAUGGGACCUUUUGACAUGUAAACCCAGCAUCAGAAACCCUGCAUUAUACAAAAAAGAAUUCUUCUAUUUAGGGUUUGUACUUUCUCAAAGAACUGAAUUAUGACUUCCACCACCAAGUGCCUUAAUCACUCUUGGGCAAAUGGCAUGACUACUAGUCAACAGUAUAGACAGGUCCAGUAGGUUUGGACAGACCAAGUUACCGUCAACUUUACUGUGCACAGUUGCUUCCCUUAGGAUGAGCUGGGUCUUGGUGUGGAGGGAUUUACCCUGGUCUAUAUAUGUGGGAGUCCUGGGGACUCGCGGGAACUUGUGGGGACCCAGGUAUCCCUGCUGUGUGACCACUGUACAUAAAACACAAACUCUGUGUGAUGCCUUACACUUCUUUCAGAAAUGGAUUUCCUUGUUUGAUAUUAAACUAAAAGCCCCAGAAAAGAAAAUCUGACUUUGACUGUCCGUGUUAUUGUUUUAUCAUUCCAACGUCCAUAAUGUUUUGCGUCCAAUGGGACUCGCAGUGGAUGUUAUUUCAAUCCAUCCAUAAUUACUCUGCAUAUAGGAUGCGUCCGGUAAAACUUGGGGUUUUAAGUUCCAGAACCUUGGUCUGUCAGCUGCAGCCCAUCCUGGUGGGUUGCACCAAUGUGGAGUACGCAAUGACCUGUCACCGUGGGCUUUCGUCCUACAUUUAGGUGACACACUGUUGAAGCAGCAUUGAAGCCAACCUCAGAUUGUUUCCUCCUGCAGAGUUCAUCUCUGCAUGAAGACCCUCCGAUCAGCAUCAAGCUUCCAAAUUCUCAGUACGUGCGAGCAACGCAUUCAGACCAGCAUAUCUGAUUCUGUGUCUCGAAAACGAACUUAAUCACCCUGUUCCAAAUGAAAAUGAUAUUUAAUUCACCCUGUCAUUUCUUAACACCAUGGCAGCCAAAAUAUUUCUGUAUGGGUUCUGAAUUUCUGAAUCGAGGUAAAAAAAUAUAUUAAGCCAAAUUGUUUCGGUACAUUACAUAUGAUUGUAUUUACAAAGAUCUUAUUUUAGAUAGGUUUUUGUUAAACAAAACUCACUUGCUAUCUCAUAUCAGCUUCAUUUAUUUUCCACAAACGUAGGAAAAAAAUCAUCAAUACACAAACAGUUGUUGUAUGAUUUAUUUACAAAAAGAUAUUAUACAAGGUUUGUAAAGAUCAGAAAUGUACAACCUGUAUAUUGAAAAUGUAUUUCUCACAAAGUCAAGCAUGUGUUCAUAAAGCCUUACAUACAAAGUCAAUAAAACCAAGGUAUUUCAAAUAACAAUACCCCAUUAUCUGUCAUGACAGUGUUAUAUUCAAGUAGAAUACCCACAACUCACAAGAAGGGGGUGUAUGUGAAGUAUAAAUGGUCCACAUAAAAAUUGUGUUUCUUAUUAGCAGGAAUUGAUUACAAAGCAUUACAAACUUUAAAUAAUCUGAAACAAAAGGCAAAGCUAUUGAUAUUGUUCAGGGGAUCUUCACAUAAUAUUCAAUAAAAAAAAGCACCUGUUGAAUCAACACAUUUAAUCCAGUCUCACCCAACUCAUCCUUACCUUAUCUUGUUCUCCUUUUCCAAGUGGCGAUACUAGGUCCCCAGAGGCUGCAUAUUGGAAAAGCAACUAGGGUCGGCGGUUACAAUGGAAGGCAGUUCUAUAUAUAUAUACUGCUUGGAUGGGGGUCCCUGGCAAGACUAUGUCUUAACUAUCCCUUGUUAGGGCAUUGAACUUAAUACAUACUGUAGUGUUGCAGGCACAGGCUCAUCCUCAAACACUCGCUCUGGCCGGGGAAUGCAUCUUGUCUUGUCUUGUGGUUUAUACCCCACGCUCUAAUA
This is a messenger RNA of Haliotis rufescens (red abalone), 4702 nucleotides long. Its product is annotated as cytosolic endo-beta-N-acetylglucosaminidase-like. Gene Ontology annotation, biological process: protein deglycosylation. Gene Ontology annotation, cellular component: cytoplasm. Lineage: Eukaryota; Metazoa; Mollusca; Gastropoda; Lepetellida; Haliotidae. The transcript is spliced from 12 exons. Bases 617 to 2527 code for a protein of 636 amino acids. Gene Ontology annotation, molecular function: mannosyl-glycoprotein endo-beta-N-acetylglucosaminidase activity. The record is from RefSeq and is a predicted model, not a curated record.